Phanerochaete carnosa HHB-10118-sp is the source of this 624-nucleotide messenger RNA. RefSeq lists its product as uncharacterized. Lineage: Eukaryota; Fungi; Basidiomycota; Agaricomycetes; Polyporales; Phanerochaetaceae. Gene Ontology annotation, molecular function: structural constituent of chromatin; protein heterodimerization activity; DNA binding. Bases 89 to 529 code for a protein of 146 amino acids. Gene Ontology annotation, cellular component: nucleosome. Gene Ontology annotation, biological process: nucleosome assembly. The record is from RefSeq and is a predicted model, not a curated record. The transcript has 4 exons.
CCGACACCACGAUCGUCCAUACCUCUGCUGAGCACCACCACCACUCUUCGCUACCACUAAGUUCACUUUACCUCUUUCGUCGCUAGCAAUGGCACCCAAACCCACCUCCACUGCCGGCAAGGCUCCUGCUUCCACUGCGUCCAAGGCUCCGGCCAAGACCACUGAGGCCAAGGCCGCGAAGAAGACCUCUAAGCCUGCCGCGUCGGGUGCUGACGGUGAAAAGAAGAAGAGGCGAAAGACACGCAAGGAGACCUACUCUUCAUACAUCUACAAGGUCUUGAAGCAGGUCCACCCUGACACUGGUAUCUCCAACAAGGCGAUGGCGAUUCUUAACUCCUUCGUCAACGAUAUCUUUGAGCGCAUUGCCACUGAGGCGUCCAAGCUCGCGUCCUACUCCAAGAAGUCGACGAUCUCAUCACGAGAGAUCCAGACUGCUGUCCGCCUCAUUUUGCCGGGUGAGCUGGCCAAGCACGCCAUUUCUGAGGGUACGAAGUCGGUGACCAAGUUCUCCAGUGCUGGUGCGAAGUAAACUUCUGUCUUGGGACUUUGUGUUGCUGUUGUAUUGUAUCCUGUAUGUUUAUCUAUAAUUUCAUCUAGUCUUCCUGAUCACCUGUUACGCUGCCC